This is a messenger RNA of Linnemannia hyalina, 381 nucleotides long. The record is from the annotation of a GenBank genome assembly. Lineage: Eukaryota; Fungi; Mortierellomycota; Mortierellomycetes; Mortierellales; Mortierellaceae.
AUGGAGCCCAUUCCCUCUAAUACUACCCAGGUCACUGCCUCAGAAGUUCGCCCUGAUGAUCCUAUUAUAAACGACAAGCUUGCUCGUGGUCAAAUAGAGCAACUGGUGAUCAAUGCCCUGAAUGAAUUUGGCCAGGGUAUCGCCAAAACGGAGUUUGCUAAGAAGGAUGGAGAGGAGGACCAGAACGACAUCAAGAAGGAUGGAGAAGGAGAGGAGGAGGGCCUCAAGAAGGAGUAUAUUAAAACUGACAAUGACGUGGAGUUACUGAAAGCGCGCAUUGCGGAAGGACUCAAUGGCGUGGUGCUGAGCAAAAUGCGAGGCAUUCUCUAUGGAGGCCUUUCAGGUCCAAGUUAUCAUAUGGUGUUUGUUACAUCUCUGUAG